AAUACCCGGGCAACAGCACACACCAAUGACCGGACUCCAGGCAGAAUCAAACUCCCAUCCCCCCAGCAAUGAAGACUGGAAAUGCCAACCCCCGUACCGCACCACACCAGGUAACUCACACUUCACCAAGAAGUGGACGGCUCACUGCCACUGCGGGCGCAUCAAAUACUGGCUCUCACGCCCGGCCCCCUUAGCCUCCAAGUUUUGCCACUGCAUCGAUUGUCAGGCUCUACACGGCGCUCCUUUCCAAUGGGCCGCCAUCUUCGAGAAAACAGACCUGCACUUCGAGAGUGGGGUCGAGGGGCUGGCAUUCUACCACUCUAGUGAUAAGUCCACUGACCACAAGCUACCGUGUAAGGUCAGUUGCGCGUACUGCCACUCGCCGAUCAUGGACGAGGGGAGAAAGAUGGUGUUGAUAUUCCCGGGGAUUAUUGAGUUUGGCGAUGCGGAAAAGAAGAAGUUGUUUGAUCCUCAGUAAGUUCUCCUAAAAAUGCUGUAGGAAGUAAGGGUUGAGUCUAUUGACGAUUAUUGAUUAGAUGCC
Molecule: messenger RNA, 541 nt
Organism: Annulohypoxylon maeteangense
Lineage: Eukaryota; Fungi; Ascomycota; Sordariomycetes; Xylariales; Hypoxylaceae
Product: Mss4-like protein
Exons: 1
Coding region: 26-478 (150 amino acids)
Molecular function (GO): carbon-sulfur lyase activity
Source: RefSeq, a predicted model, not a curated record